AUGUUAAUAACACAUUGCAGCCAAGUGCUUGCCGCCAAACACUGCAAUGUCGAUUCUAUGACCAAUGGCAACAAGAAAUUUGCUAAACCAAUUUGCGGCUUAGCUCCAUCUGUUUGUCCUAAUUAUGCACGCUAUCGGUCAUAUGAUGGAUCAUGCAAUAAUCUGGACAAUCCGGGCUGGGGUACUCCACUGUCACCGUACGGUGAUUUGGUACAGAACAACUAUGACGACGGUGUAAAUUCAUGGCCCACUGCAUCGGAUGGUACGCCAUUACCAAAUGCUCGCAAGAUCAGUUUAAAAAUAUUCGAAUUUAAACACAAAGUCGAAAAAAAGUUCAACUUGAAUACACAACAAUGGGGUCAGAUAGUAACACACGAUAUGUCUUUGGCUGCGGGAGUUACAGAAACGAAUAUGAGCUCUCCCGUAUGUUGUAACUUGAACGGCCAAUUAGCUCCAGAUGUUAAUGUAAAUCCACUCUGUCAUCCUAUUGGUGUCCCAGAUAUGGACACAGUACAUAAAUCGAAAGGUUGGGAAUGUAUGAACUUUAUAAGAACGAUAUCUACCAAAGACAAAGGAUGCACGAAGCGCAAUGUACCAGCUAUUCCAUUAUCCGUAGUGACACCUUAUAUGGAUCUAUCCUUAACGUAUGGUAAUAGUGAGGCCCAAGCGAUUUCACUAAGAGAGGGCAAUAGAGGUCGCCUUUUGACUACGGUGCGAAACGGACAUGAGUGGCCUCCACAAGCGGACGACGCGAAAAAAGUUUGCCAUGCCCCAGACUCAUCCAACGAAACAUGUUACGGCUUAGGUGACUCAAGAGGCAAUCAGACUCCACAACUGACUGUAUUACACAUAAUACUUCUCAAAGAACACAACCGUGUGGCUGAUGAAUUAGCCGUGUUGAAUCCACAUUGGAAUGACGAGACCAUAUUUCAAGAGGCACGGCGAAUUUUAAUUGCCGAAAUGCAAUACAUAAACUACUACGAAUAUCUAAAAGUGCUUCUAGGUGAAAAUAACAUGAUUGAGAAAAAACUAAUUUACCCGAAUAUAGAUACAUACGUGAAUGAUUACGACUCCUCCGUGAAUCCGGCUGUCUAUAAAGAACACGCCUCGGCCGCUUUCAGGCAUUUCCACACGUUAAUUCGUGGAUAUUUGGAUCUGAUAACUGAGAACAGAGAACUAUCUUAUAGAAUACGUUUAAGUGACUGGUUUAAUAAGCCGUCUUUAAUUGAAAAAGGCAGCAACUUUGACGGUUUAACCCGUGGACUAACAUAUCAGCCAGCGGAUAAAAGCGACCAAUACUGGGAUUUAGAAAUUACUAGGUAUCUUUUUAGGGGCAACGGUUCAGUAGGGGGUGAUUUACGUGCCACUGACAUCCAACGUGGUCGUGAUCACGGCUUGGGCACGUACACACAGCUGCGUGAUUACUGCGAUUUGCCUGUCCCCAAAACCUUUAAAGAUUUAAAGGACUACAUGUCAAGUGAGAACGUGAAAACAUUGAAAUCACUGUACAAAUCAGUCGAGGACAUCGACCUUGUUGUGGGUGGAUCACUUGAAUUCCAUGCUCCAGGCGCUCUGGUUGGCCCAACUUUUCUUUGUAUAAUACUUGAACAGUUUCUUACAACUCGUAUUAGUGACCGAUACUUUUUUGAAAAUGGAAUCGACGAGGACAUAGCUUUCACUCUACAAACCCAUUGGUGCGUUGUGACGAGUUGCCGCGUG
Molecule: messenger RNA, 1719 nt
Organism: Iphiclides podalirius (scarce swallowtail)
Lineage: Eukaryota; Metazoa; Arthropoda; Insecta; Lepidoptera; Papilionidae
Source: the annotation of a GenBank genome assembly